CACCAAACAACAUUAAACCACAGAAGAAGAAGAUGAGUUUCUCAGCGGUCUCUCCCUGUAGUUUUGUCUUGAUGCUGUUUUAAUAAAAACUGUUAGAAAUGCAGCUGCUGUAAAUAGAAAAAUACAGUUUUUGAAUCAGGUCAAUAAAAACUUGUAAUAUUCUCAUUCCCAUAGUCGUGACUACGUUUUGUAAUAAGCAGGAAUAUCUGAAGGAGUAUCAUCUGAACUGAGAUCUGCUGCUGUGAAGAUGGAGUUUAUUAAAGACAUCAGUGAACUACAAACCUGCAGAAUAAAACAAGAGGAACCAGAAACAUUGAGAAUAACACACAAGGAACCAGAACCCUUGAUAAUAAAACAGGAGGAAACACAAACCUGGAGAAUAAAAGAGGAGGAACAGGGAGAGUUGACUGAAAAAAACGAGGAGAGCGAAGAAUUGAGUGAAGUUGAGGAGAAAAAUCAUGCUGAAACUGGAGAAAAACCAUUGAGUUCCUCUCAAACCAAACAGAGAGAUUUAAAGAAAACAAGAGCCAUGAAAUCUUUCACCUGCACUCAGUGUGGAAAGAGAUUGACAAGCAAAUAUAAAUGUGCUGUUCACAUGAGGAUUCACACCGGAGAGAAACCAUACAAGUGUUCACACUGUGACAGGAGAUUCAGUCGUUUAGGACACCUGAAAACACAUGAGAGGAUCCACACCGGAGAGAAACCAUACACAUGUGAUCAGUGCGGGAAGAGUUUCAAACAAAAAGAGCACCUUAAAGGGCACAUGAGGAUUCACACCGGAGAGAAACCGUACACAUGUGAUCACUGUGGGAAGAGCUUUGGACACGCUGCUAAUCUUAAGGAUCACAUGAACAUUCACACGAGAGAGAAGCUGUACUCAUGUGAUCAAUGUGACAAAACAUUUCUGAGGGCAUCACACCUAAAGAAUCACCUGAGAGUUCAUUCAAAGGAGAAACCACAUUCGUGUCAUUUGUGUGGGAAGAGUUAUUCACGUCUACAUUAUUUUAAAGUACAUCAGAAGACACACGCUGCUGUGAGAGAAGAGUACAUGUGCUUCGACUGUGAGAAGACUUUUACUUCAGCUGAACAUUUGAAACGACACCAUCUUCAUCUUCGAAUCCAGCAGAUUCUACUGAGAGAUUCAGAUUAA
Carassius auratus (goldfish) is the source of this 1150-nucleotide messenger RNA. RefSeq names its product gastrula zinc finger protein XlCGF8.2DB-like. Gene Ontology annotation, molecular function: RNA polymerase II cis-regulatory region sequence-specific DNA binding; DNA-binding transcription factor activity, RNA polymerase II-specific. The transcript has 2 exons. Gene Ontology annotation, biological process: regulation of transcription by RNA polymerase II. NCBI's taxonomy places the organism in Eukaryota, Metazoa, Chordata, Actinopteri, Cypriniformes, Cyprinidae. Gene Ontology annotation, cellular component: transcription regulator complex; chromatin; PcG protein complex. The record is from RefSeq and is a predicted model, not a curated record. The coding region runs from base 248 to 1150 and encodes 300 amino acids.